AUGCGGUUGCCCAACGAUGCUGAAUCCUAUGAAUUCCGGGAGAAGUCUUCAUACCGCAGUCCAGAAGAGUUCGCUUUAGCAUUCGAGAAAUAUGACAGAUUGGAAAGAUGCAAGCGAAGCCUCGUCAAGAUUUUGGCCUAUGGUUUUGUGGCUGUCCGAGGUUUAAUAAGUCCGUUGAGAAGCGUUGUCAGGCUGUCCUACAAAACUGAGGGAUUUCGAACUUUACUCACCGUUAAAAGCGCGUUUAGUGAUCGUAGACCGAUGGAUGAUACCCAGGAGGCGGUGGAACAAGCGGUUGAACCUGCAGCCAACAACUUUCCAGUAGAUACCUUUAUCUACAAGGUCGAGAGCCAGCAGCCAGAGUUCGUGAAGAAACAUGGCAAAUACGCUGACGGAUGUAACGUUUUGAUUGCCAUCCUGGACACUGGAGUGGACCCAUCACUGCCAUGUUUGGAGAGAACCAGUUUGGGAGCUCGUAAAAUUGUUGAUUGUAUCGACUGUAGUGGUGCAGGGGAUGUGGACACAAGCCUAGUAAAGUCGGCACAAAAUGGCGUAGUAACAGGAUUGACUGGGCGCAAGUUGAAGAUUCCUGAAGAUUGGGUGAAUCCUACGGGUAAAUGGCACCUUGGAAUUAAACCUAUUUACGAGUUGUAUCCCAAAACGUUGCGCAAAACAGUGAAGGAAGACUGGCAGAAAGAAGCUUGGGAUUCGGCUCAUCAAUUGGCGAAAGCGGACGCUCUUCGUCAGCUUUUAGGACAUGAGGAAUCUGUGGGAGGAUUUAGCGACAAUGUGAAGGAUAAGCACGAUCGCGAGAACCUAGCAUGUCAGGUGGAUUUUUUAAAAUCCAUGGACAAACUGGAAGAUAAGGGACCUGUUGCGGAUUGUAUAGUCUGGCAUGAUGGACACAACUGGAUGGCUUGCAUAGAUACAUCAUUCCGUGGACGCCUUGCUCUUUGUCAUCCCAUGGGAGAAUUUCGGCAGACAGGUCAUUUUGCCAAGCUUUCAACCAGAGAUGAGGCCUGCUACACCUUUCGGAUUGAAAAUGCGGGAAAUCGCCUUGAAAUCUGUGUUCCGAGUGGAGCCCAUGGAACACAUGUAGCAUGUAUAGCUGCUGCCUAUUCUCCAUAUGAAGCUGGAGCAUCAGGGCUUGCGCCAGGAGCUCAGAUAGUUUCUAUGAUGAUUGGCGAUAAUCGCAUCGAUUCCAUGGAGACGGGAACUGCUCUCAUACGUGCACUCAACCUUUGCGUCGAAAUGAAAGUGGAUAUCAUCAAUAUGUCAUUUGGUGAAGGAUCACACUUUCCUGCUUCCGGGCGUAUAAUAGAAGAAAUACAAAGGGUUGUAUACCAACAUAACAUCGUCUUCGUUGCAUCUGCUGGAAACAGCGGACCUGCUCUCAGUACUGUUGGUUCGCCUGGAGGAACAACGCCGGGAGUGCUCGGUAUUGGUGCACGUAUCUGCCCUAAGCAAGCCGAGACCCUCUAUGGGGUGUUCAAUGAAGUGAAGAAUGUUUUAUAUCCAUGGAGUGCUCGUGGUCCUUGCGUCGAUGGAUCUCUUGGUGUAUCGAUGUGUGCUCCGGGAGCUGCAUUCGCCGGUGUUCCUCGUUUUUGUCGUAAGGCGAAGCAAAUGAUGAACGGUACAAGCAUGAGCUCACCAAAUGCUGCGGGAGCGAUUGCCUGUAUGCUUUCGAAAUUGCGAGCGGAUGGGAGCCAGUGGAAUCCGUUCCGAAUUCGUCUUUCGCUGGAGAACACCGCUAGGCAAAUUACGGACGAAUCAUCAUUGCCUUUUGGGACUGGAUGCGGAUUGAUUCAGAUCUACGAUGCAUUGAACUUGUACGAGAAUAACGCGAUGGACUUCCCCCUACAUACUAUUGUGGACAUCAAAAUCCGCGUUACAAAUCUCAACAAGAGCAAGAGAGGUGUAUACAUCAGGGAACUGAAAGAGUCGAAAGAAGUCCAAGAGUACGCAGUCACUGUUGAACCGAAGUUCAAGGAAUUCAGCGAUAAUGCAUGUCAAGCCGACUUCUCCAUGAACAUUGUUCUCCAAUCAGACGUUGAUUAUGUACAACAUCCUAGCCUCUUCAUGCUGACAUCUGAGGGCAGAAGUUUCACUUUGAAGGUCGAUCCAACUCAACUUGCUCGUGGGGGUGUUUACUUUACUGAACUGCGCGGAAUGUACGCGGACAAUUUUGCAAUGGGACCUGUGUUCCGUGUUCCUAUCACUAUUAUAACACCCGAGACCGUCGAUGAGGUUGACUUCUGUGUUGAUCGCACUUUCAAAAAUGUUGGUACUAUUCCUAUCCGUCAGUUCAUCCACGUGCCUCCAGAAGCGACCAUAUGCCAAAUUUUCGUGCAAGACCUAGCUCGUAAACCAUUCGAUAGGUUCACACUGCACUGUGUGCAGCUUGAAGAUGAUAAAUGCUACAGGAACAGUGAAUCAUACAAAAUACUGGGUACUGAUUCGCACGAGUGGACUAAGACAUUCUCAGUCGUAGGCGAUCGAACGCUUGAAGUUUGCCUUGUGCGCAGUUGGACUCGUUCUGAUGUCGAAGGCAGUGUGCGAGUCCUCACGAAGUUCUUUGGUGUGCAGAGACCCCAAGUUAUGAACUUGGUACACGGCUCCCCCUACGCCCCAAUUCGCGUGCGAGCAGCUCCAUUCCGUCCUGUUGAAAUCAAACCAACAAUAUCUUUCAAUACGCUCCACAUUCCGGUGAAGCCGACAUCGGCAAAGAUAGAACCUCUUGGUCCCAGGGAUUUGAUGCCGAAUGGAAAACAAAUCCAUCGACUUUUACUCGUUUAUAAAUUCACUACUCAGAAGUCCUGUGAGAUUCGACUGGAUCUUCCUGGCGUAACAUCCUAUCUAUAUGAAUCACCUUAUGACUGUAUACUUAUGCAACUUUUCUCAUCUUCGAAGGAGUUUAUUGGAGCUUCAAGCAGCUAUCCCGAGAGAUACACAUACAAAGUGGAGAAAGGAGAGUAUACCGCACAUGUGCAAGUUCGUCAUCCUGAAACUAGUCAGCUAGAGUUGUUAAUGGAUUCGCCUCUACACGUACGGGUUCACAUUUCACCGGCUAUCAACUUAGAUAUCACAUCCGCACCUAACGGCGGAGAUGAUGCAUUUAAAUGGUCCAAUAAAGCCCUAGCUCCUUCGCAACAGGCUACGUUUUACGCGGGAAGUAUCCCUGACGACAAAGUGCCAAAACUUAUCCCUGUUGUUGGAGGUUCAUUUCUUACUGGUAGUCUCGUUGUGAUGAGCGAUACUGAACUGAAGCAGGCAGAUAAAUCGGGUGUCUGUUAUUUCUUUACCGAGUAUAGUACGAGGCCAAGCAAAGCACUUUCAAUGGUAACGCUACGAGAAAAGAAGGCUGAUACUAGUGGACAAGAAGAGAAAGAUAUGAAUGAUGCAAUCCGUGAUGCGCAAAUCUCCUGGCUCGUCAAACUCAAGGAUCCAAUCGCCGUUGAUAAAUUGUACUCCGAGCUUAUUGCAAAAUAUCCUACCCAUCUACCGCUGCUCCUCACAAAGAUGAAACUUCUCAUGGACAAGAAGCGUUCUACAACAGAGACCGAAACGAUGCGCUUGAUUAUCCAACAAAUUCUUGAGCAGUGUCGAGUUGACGAAGUACUGAAGUACUUAGGAGCCAGACAAGAUCAUAAUUUAGAUCAAAUUUCUCUCAAAAAGAAUAUGGACGAGCGUAAAGCGGCUAUAAUUGACUGCCUGUUGGCUCGCGCACACAUGGUUGUUGAUUUAUAUCUCAAAAUGACUGAUGAUUUAGCGGACGUUUUCCACAAACCUCUGGCGCCAGUAUUUGGUCUCAGUUCAUCUAAGGAAGAGGAAAAAACUGCGAAGGCUGAUAAGUCAGAGAAAGCAGUGAAGAGCGAGAAAUUGGAGCCGCUGUCGGAUGAUUCAGACGGGGAUGCCGUUAAACUUCCUGAAGAAAAGGAAGAAGUAAAACCUACGCUGAAAGAAAUUGACGCUGCAUAUCACGAUCUCCUCAGCUGGAUAGCCGCUGAUGACCCCAAGGUCCUCCUCCUCUCCGCAAAGCACUCAAUUGCCCAUGCUCAUUACGGCAGAGCUUGCUCAUACUUACAGAAGUUGAUCGAGGAUAUGAGAUCCAGCAGUAAGGAUACAUCGAACCUUGAACUGGCCCUCAUUGAGGUCUGUGAAACUCUUGGCUGGUACCAUAUCGUAACUCGUCUGAAGAACGAUCGUCUAGUGCGCAAUCGUCAGACUUACCGCCCAUUCUAAGCUUAACCCCACGGUUCUAUUUAUUUCAUCAUUUAUUGGUUGUCAAAGCAUUACGUCUUGAGCAUGCUUCCUUUAGCUAUGUUUCCUGAGGGACGAUUGCUAGAAUAAGAGACUAGGUUUUAGCUACAGAUUUCUUAUAAUAACUACUUGGUAUGUACAGCCUCAUAUCAAUAAAUGCAGUGUUGAUUCUAGUUAAUGGUAUGUGAAUGUUUAGGAUUUUGACGUGUCAACUCAAGCUCUCGUCAUUAUUUGCCUUUCCAUCGUUGUCUGCAUUAACUAAAUUCUGUUUUAUCAAUGUAAAUUAUAUCAAAAUUAUUGCGUGGCGUGUGUUCUGUUUUUUGUGAGUGUUAGGGUUGUAUUAUUGAUGAGAUUCUGUAGAAUAAAUCUUACAGACAUGGAA
Molecule: messenger RNA, 4642 nt
Organism: Cylicocyclus nassatus
Lineage: Eukaryota; Metazoa; Nematoda; Chromadorea; Rhabditida; Strongylidae
Source: the annotation of a GenBank genome assembly